GUCACGUUAGGUGAGGCCAUGGCAGGCUGGAACACCUUUUUUACCGUUUCGGAUGAAACUAGCGGAAGGAGGAAGGACUGGCUGUGUGCAGCUGAAGCUUAACGUCUGAAUCACUUCCUGAUUAACCCUAUCGACCGCACGAAGAACUGCGAGGUUCACACGCAGGAGGAGGAGGAGGAAGAGCAGGAGGAGGCUGAAGAGAAAAAGUGACACGUGGAUUAUUCCUCCCAGGGCAUCAGGAGCAACGCACUCCCUCCCGCUUUGUUCCGCGACUAGGUAAUGGACUAAAAAACAUUGUGAAUGUGACCGCGUCUAUACUUCCACCUCUACACGCUGGGGUUUUUUGUUCAAACUGACAAAUCGGAAAUAGGGUGAAAGAGAACAGCAGGAGCCGUUGACAAGAGUCUGCCGUCACUUCGCGUUGAAUGGCAGUUAUUCAAAAACAUGGUAAGAACUCUAGUCCAGAUUUGGCCUUUCACAAGGAGAACCUCCAACCUGACAACAUCGGAGCUCCUGGAUGCCACAAGAAGUGGCCCGAUGCCCACUCUAACUGGCCGAGGCCAGUGGCGAGGAUAUGGACAGUGGUGCUGCUGUUGGGAACAUGCCUCCUUUACUGCGCCCGUGUAGCGAUGCCCAUCUGUGCUGUCAGCAUGGCGGAGAAGUUCAACUGGACCAAGAGAGAGUCUGGCAUGGUGCUGGGCAGCUUCUUCUGGGGAUACUGCUUCACCCAGGUGUUUGGCGGUUAUGUCAGUGAUCGUGUGGGAGGUGAGAAGGUUCUCCUGCUCUCGGCAGCAGCCUGGGGGUCCAUGACAGCUUUCACUCCGAUCCUCGGCCACCUCUGCUCCCAGCCAAUCUUCUCCAUGACGCUGGCCCGCUUCCUCAUGGGCCUGUUACAAGGAGUUCAUUACCCUUCUCUGGCAAGCCUGUGCUCGCAAAAGGUGGUUGAGAGUGAGCGAGGCUUCCUCAUGAGCACUGUGGGAAGUGGGUCCUAUCUGGGCACUCUUGUGAUUGGAGGUAUUGGUUCCCUCAUGCUGGACCUGUAUGGCUGGGAGAGUGUUUUCUAUGUGUCUGGUCUCCUGUCAGUCCUUUGGGCUUACUGCAUGUGGAAAUACCUGCUCAACGGAGAAGGCCCUAUAAUCACACUUGAGGCCCUGGGCAACGGUGGGACCCAGUCGAAACGUUCCAAAAGACAUUGGGGACGACUCCUCAAACAGCCUGCAGUCUGCGCUGUGAUAGUAACGCACCUUUGCACCGCAAGCACUUUCUUCACUCUUCUGUCCUGGCUGCCAACAUUCUUUAAAGACACCUUCCCUGAUGCCAAGGGCUGGGUGUUCAACGUCAUUCCUUGGUUGGUAGCCAUACCCUCAUCUCUUUUCAGUGGCUGCCUAUCCGACCAUCUUAUAUGUCAAGGUUUUGACACCACCUCAGUAAGGAAGUUGAUGCAGUUUUUCUCCAUGGGAGUGUCCAGUGUGUUCACGGUCCUUUUGUGUGGCAACACCACCUUCCCCUGGGCUGUAGCAUUUGUGUCGGCCACCAUGGGCCUCACCACCUUCAGUCACAGUGGGGUUUCUUUGAAUGUUCAAGAUCUUGCUCCUUCUUGUGCUGGAGCCCUAUUUGGUAUCAUGAAUACAUGUGGGGCAUUCUCAGGAGUCCUGAUGGUGUACUUUUCAGGGUAUCUCAUUGAGGCGACGGGUUCAUGGGGGUCAAUGUUCGCCCUCAUCACCACAGUCAACCUGAUGGGCCUCUUCACCUUCCUGGCAUUUGCUGAGGCUCGCAGGGUCGAUAUCGAAUCCAGUAGGGUCCGCCACAACAGCAUCCACAUCUAAAUCGAUGACGGGAACAGUGUUAUUCCUAAUGAAAAUGUGACUUUGGGUAAUCUAUAGGCAGAUUAUCCACAUUGGAUUAUUAUCCAAUAGAUGGCGAGCGGCAUGUUGCACAGAUGAAAUGUAAGAAAAGUUGGUUUAGUCCUUUGUUUACUAAGGGAGGACUGUGAAGGUUACUGAAAGCACACAGCAGAGCAAUAUUACUAGAAAGCUCUAGUUGGGAUUCAGCCUUUAAUCCUGGGAGGAGGAGGCUCUGUAAAUUCAGAGAAAAUGUUGGAGAGUAUAAUUACACUAUGUCCAGGUUACAGCUUGUGAAGUGGUUCAACAUUUGCGAGGAAACUGUUUACAUUUGUCUAUAUUAUAGGCCAUGUCAGAAGUGGAAAAGAUAGUUCUUUGAGAGCGGUUGCUCAGAGGGGGUUCUGAGAGUCAGAGUGGUGUUAAUCUGAAGUGCUCUCUGACAGCUGUGACAGACAAAUCCGGGGUCCUUUUCUUAUUUUGUAGGUGACCCAAGGAGAGUCCUAACUCUUCUACCUGAAAUAUUUUACCCAUACGCCCAAUUCACUCAUCACGAAGAUAACUAUCCGGAUGACACUUCAUUACGCAGCCACUGAUGACUCUGGCAAACACCCUUAAUGUUCUGUACUAUUUACCUUCAGUGGACCUUGUGUUCACAACUACAAACUCAUCAUGUCAGUUUUCAAAAGGGGUGACAGAAAGCUUUAGGGCUUCAGCUGAGUACUUUCUCUCUGAUAGGUGUAUUAAAUACCAUGAUGCAUUUGUUAAGACCAAAGGUUAAUAGUAAAGUAUUUUCCAUGUAAUUGCUUCUAAUAAAAUACCUCAUUAAGUUAUUUGAGUAAAUUCAUAUUUAUAUGGCUUUGAAAUAUUUUUCUUUGGGAAUAAAUGAAUGUGUAAAGUAAAAUCUGAAGAGGACAAAUCCAAGCAAUUUGAUAAGCAUGAAAAAGCCAUUAAGACCUGAUUGUGUGUGAGUAAAUCCUAACUUGUUUUUCCACUGAAAGAUAAUGUAUUUGUGUUAAGUGCUUGUGUAAAGCAAAAGAAUAUCCAUCUUUUCGUUUUCAUUGUCCCACUUGAAGCGUUUGUUACGGAGGUCUUAGACUGUAAAUAACUGUGGGAGUGGGGAAACUUAAAACAGUCUCUUCAUUGUUUCAUUAAACUUAUUUGUAUUUUCUACACUUGACAUAAAGGAUAUCAAUGUAGAUAAAAGGGUUAAAGAGAUUUAUUGGAAGCUACACUUUUAAACUAUAGCAAUGUUACUACAGAGCACAUAGCAACCUAAUGCCAGCUGAAUAAUUCUGUCUGUGUUGAAACUAUGGCCUUCAGAGCACAGUUGUAGUUUUUAAUUGAUAUUUGCAAGUUUUCAUGCUAAAUCCAGAUGCUUACUCAUUGUCUGUACCUUUUUAUCUAUGCCUUUAUUAUUUGUGCCUCAACAGAGGAAUUACAGAUUUGCAGUUCAAUUAUUUGUAUCUUAUUACUUUUGCUUCACCUGGUUUAUGUGCAUAAAAAGGCAUGUGAUUUAUUUUGGAUUAAACAUCUUGUUGUACAGAUUUAGUUUUGGAAAUGUUUAUCGCAUUUCAAUAAAUUAAGUUUUGGCACAAAUGUA
This is a messenger RNA of Girardinichthys multiradiatus, 3441 nucleotides long. It is a transcript of the gene slc17a9b, whose product is annotated as solute carrier family 17 member 9b. Bases 426 to 1826 code for a protein of 466 amino acids. Gene Ontology annotation, biological process: transmembrane transport. Gene Ontology annotation, molecular function: transmembrane transporter activity. The transcript has 13 exons. Gene Ontology annotation, cellular component: membrane. The record is from RefSeq and is a predicted model, not a curated record. NCBI's taxonomy places the organism in Eukaryota, Metazoa, Chordata, Actinopteri, Cyprinodontiformes, Goodeidae.